AUGGGCCGCACGCUGACAUAUCCCAAACGAUCCGCGAACACCGUCAAUCGCUACAAACAUAGAGCCACCUAUGAUCUCGAAGCCAUCCAUUCCAUCGUCAAUGUGGCCCCCGUGCUGCACGUCUCCUUGACCGACCCUUCGGAGCCCUUCCCCGUCACUCUGCCCAUGAUCGGCCACAUGGGAGACUUCCACCACCCCUCCUCCGGCCUCGACGAGCCUCUCGAUAUCUACAUGCAUGGGUAUGUGAGUUCGCGUCUGAUGAACGAAGCCCGCUCCGCCGCCGCGUCAUCCCCAGAGGGCGGGCUCCCCGUGUCCAUAUGCGCGACGAUGGUCGACGGAAUCGUCCUGACCCUGACGCCAAACUCGCACAACUACAACUAUCGCUCUGCCGUCAUUCAAGGAUACGCCCAGCCCGUAGACGACGACGAGGAGCGGCUCUACGCAAUGGAACUCAUUACCAACUCCGUGGUUACAGACCGCUGGCGUCACUCUCGGGUGCCCCCCGACAACGCGGAGAUGCAGUCGACGACCAUUCUGCGCGUGAAGGUAGUCAGUGCCAGCGGGAAGAUUCGCGAUGGUGGAGUCACGGACCUGAAGAAGGACUAUGAGAACGAAGAGGUGACCGCUCGUGUGUGGACGGGCGUCAUUCCCAUCUGGCAGACCAUGGGUGAGCCAGUUCCGAGCGAAGGCAAUCAAGUUGCUCCGGUGCCCGAGCAUGUCACCUCGUACAUUCGUCGUCGGAAUGAAGAGAGCGAACGGUAUGCUAAGCAUGCAGUGACGGUUCCUUUGCCCAAGGAAGAGAUACAUUAG
Aspergillus nomiae NRRL 13137 is the source of this 810-nucleotide messenger RNA. Its product is annotated as pyridoxamine 5'-phosphate oxidase family protein. The record is from RefSeq and is a predicted model, not a curated record. The transcript is spliced from 2 exons. Lineage: Eukaryota; Fungi; Ascomycota; Eurotiomycetes; Eurotiales; Aspergillaceae. The coding region runs from base 1 to 810 and encodes 269 amino acids.